Castor canadensis (American beaver) is the source of this 1944-nucleotide messenger RNA. Lineage: Eukaryota; Metazoa; Chordata; Mammalia; Rodentia; Castoridae. The record is from RefSeq and is a predicted model, not a curated record.
AUGAACCUGAGUUCCAACCUACAGUUGCAACCUGGCUCCUGUGUGGUGCGUGAUGCCUCUGGGGACCUGAAUGACACAGUGACUGCCAGCUUGGGCACCUGUGAGGGACUGGCCUGUGGCUAUGGCUGGAACUUUACCAAUUGCUCCCAGCAGCACAGCUGCCGCUAUGGCCUCAUUAACUACUACCAGAGCAUGAGCAUGGUGUCAGCCUUCGCACCCCUGAUCACGGCUGGCAUCUUUGGGGCCACUCUCUCCUCUGCCCUGGCCUGCCUCGUCUCUGCUGCUAAAGUCUUCCAGUGCCUGUGUGAGGACCAGCUGUACCCCCUGAUCGGCUUCUUUGGCAAAGGCUACGGCAAGAACAAGGAGCCUGUGCGUGGCUACCUGCUGGCCUACGUCAUCGCUGUGGCCUUCAUCAUUAUCGCUGAGCUCAACACCAUUGCCCCCAUCAUCUCCAACUUCUUCCUGUGCUCCUACGCUCUCAUCAACUUCAGCUGCUUCCAUGCCUCCAUCACCAAUUCACCCGGGUGGAGACCCUCCUUCCGCUACUAUAGCAAGUGGACAGCACUAUUUGGAGCAGUGAUCUCCGUGGUCAUCAUGUUCCUUCUUACCUGGUGGGCGGCUCUCAUCGCCAUUGGAGUUGUCCUCUUCCUUCUGCUGUACGUGAUCUACAAGAAGCCAGAGGUGAACUGGGGCUCCUCGGUGCAGGCCGGCUCUUACAACCUGGCCCUGAGCUACACCGUGGGCCUCAACGAGGUGGAGGACCAUAUCAAGAACUACCGCCCCCAGUGCUUGGUGCUCACGGGCCCCCCCAACUUCCGCCCAGCCCUGGUAGACUUCGUGGGCACCUUCACCCAGAACCUGAGCCUGAUGAUCUGUGGCCAUGUGCUCAUCGGACCCCACAAGCAGAGGAUGCCGGAGCUCCGGCUCAUUGCCAAUGGGCACACCAAGUGGUUGAACAAGAGGAAGAUCAAGGCGUUCUACUCGGACGUCAUUGCUGAGGACCUCCGCAGCGGGGUCCAGAUCCUCAUGCAGGCUGCAGGGCUGGGAAGAAUGAAGCCCAACAUUCUGGUGGUGGGAUUCAAGAAGAACUGGAGGUCUGCCCCGCCGGCCACGGUGGAGGACUACAUUGACAUCCUGCAUGAUGCCUUUGAUUUCAACUAUGGUGUGUGCAUCAUGAGAAUGCGUGAGGGGCUCAACAUCUCUGAGGUGAUGCAGGCACACAUUAAUCCCAUGUUUAACCCAGCGGAGGAUGGCAAAGAGGCCAGCAAGAGUGGGGCCAGGCCCUCUGUGUCCAGCACAGUGGAUGCCGAGGCCCUGGUGCGGGAGGAGCAGGCACGCACCAUCUUCCAGUCUGAGCAGGGCAAGAAGACCAUUGACAUCUACUGGCUCUUCGAUGAUGGAGGACUCACCCUCCUCAUUCCCUACCUCCUCCACCGCAAGAAGAGCUGGGGCAAAUGCCGGAUCCGUGUGUGUGGGGGCCAGAUCAACAGGAUGGACCAGGAGAGAAAGGCAAUUGUUUCUCUGUUGAGCAAGUUCCGAUUGGGAUUCCAUGAAGUUCACAUUCUUCCCGACAUCAAUCAGAAGCCUCAGGCUGAACGCACCAAGAGGUUUGAGGACAUGAUUGCGCCCUUCCGCCUGAAUGAUGGCUUUAAGGAUGGGGCCACGGUCGCCGAGAUGAGGCGGGAUUGCCCCUGGAAGAUCUCGGAUGAGGAAAUUAACAAGAACAGAGUCAAGUCCCUUCGGCAGGUGAGGCUGAAUGAGAUCCUGCUGGAUUACUCCAGAGAUGCAGCGCUGGUGGUGAUCACCUUGCCCAUUGGGAGGAAGGGAAAGUGUCCCAGCUCACUUUACAUGGCCUGGCUGGAGACCCUGUCCCAGGAUCUCAGACCUCCCGUCAUCCUGAUCCGUGGAAACCAGGAGAGCGUGCUCACCUUUUACUGCCAGUAA